Molecule: messenger RNA, 1698 nt
Organism: Dermatophagoides farinae (American house dust mite)
Lineage: Eukaryota; Metazoa; Arthropoda; Arachnida; Sarcoptiformes; Pyroglyphidae
Source: RefSeq, a predicted model, not a curated record
UAUUUUAAUUCAUUUGUAAUCAAUUGUUUAUGUUGUGUCGACGUUUUUUUUUUUCAUCUUUUCCACACAUAAAAAAGAAUGAUAUUGACUUUUGGUUUGACUUAAUUUCUACUUCUGUGUUGGUUUGUGCAACCAGCAAAAAUUCUUUGAAAUGUUUACAGAAGAAGCCAGUUUUAUUAUUUUUUUUUUUCGUAAUCUAAAAUUCAGAAUCUAUUUAUUGUGGUGGAUCCAUUCACAUUCACAUUAAUUCAUUCGAAUGUUGUGGUGGCCAUUGUGAAAACAGAGAAUAUAAUGUUAAUUUUGAUUAAAAUAUUGCUUUAUAUACCGUUGGCUAUCCGAAAAUUGUGUUGGCCAACAACUAAUGAAUAUUUUCAACAAAUUGCUACAAUCAUGAAUGGAUUACAUCGUGAUCAUAAUGAUAAGAUAAUAAAAUCACAUAAUCAUAUUGUAUGUUAUUUGCGUAUGGAAUCGGCACGUUAUCUUUUCAUUUAUUUAGCGCCAUUAUCGCAUAAUUAUCGUUUAUUAUUGUUCGAUGCUGGAAUCAUGUUGAAUAUGACAAUUGAAAUCAAUCUAAUAUUAUCGUUCAUGUUUUUUUGGUUGGCAAAUUUAUAUGAAAAUUUUUUCCAUUCAAAAUAUUAUGAUACGAAUAUCAUACUGAUCAAUGUAAUGAUUGAACGAAAAGAUCCAAAUGAAUCGAUAUUUCCAUCGAUUAGAAAAUCAUCAUAUGGACAGCGACAACAAAUAAAUUUUUAUCAAUUUAUUAUGCAACACUUUCGUAUGCAUUUAUUACGAAGAAAUUUAGAAAUGACUUUAGUAUUGAUGCUUGGUUGUUACUAUGAAUUCCAAAUUCUAUCGAAUAGAAAUUAUUUUUUCCAACCAAAUCAAUCAUUAGUCGUGUGUAUAAUGAAAAUAUUCUCAACACAAUUGAAUGCAUUAUUUUUGUUUUUUGAUGGUUUACUUCUCAUUCAUAUGGCUGAAUUAUUAGCAACAUUCAUCAUAGGAUUUGAAUGGAUUAUACGACUGAAUUAUCAGCAAAUAUUUUGCCAUUUGAAUCAAUGGCCAAUCGAUCAUUUGAAUAUACGUUUUGUACGGCAAUUUCUUUGGUACAAUUAUCACCUAUUUCGUUUUGUUGAUGAUGUUUUGCGAUCAUAUUCGCAUUUUUUUCUCAUUUUUCUCUUCUAUAAUUGGCCAAGUAAUCUUUAUAUAAUCGGUACAUUAAUGCGGCUGCAUGUAACUGGACGACAGAAUCUAUAUCUUGAAUCGCUAAUAAUAUCGGUAUUUCUACAAGAAUGUUUCGGUAUAUUUUGGAUACAUUAUAUUUGCACUAAAUAUUCAAAACGUAUUCAUUAUUCAAUUGGUCUGCGGCAUUUGCUGGGUCUAACAACGGCAACAACAAUGAUUCAAACAACAAAAAUUCCAUCAUCAUUUUCAUCAUCAUUAUCUAUGCAAUGGAAAUUGAUGGAUUAUAUUGAAAAAUUUCAUACAAAAAAACGUUAUGGUUUUUCAUAUGGUAAAUAUGGUGCCAUAGAUAUAAGCAGUUUUAUUCGGUUUCUACUCAUCUAUUGUAAGAUGUUGAUGAUGACAUACAAGAUGUUCAUGGAAUAUUCGAAUUUUAAAACAUGAACAAUUGUUUUGGAAAUGUUAAUGAUCAAAGUCGUUAUGUUUUGAAUAUCAUAAAUGGAAUGUUUCACUUUUAUU